Uloborus diversus is the source of this 3024-nucleotide messenger RNA. It is a transcript of the gene scat, whose product is annotated as vacuolar protein sorting-associated protein 54-like. The transcript has 24 exons. Gene Ontology annotation, biological process: retrograde transport, endosome to Golgi; Golgi to vacuole transport. Gene Ontology annotation, molecular function: syntaxin binding. NCBI's taxonomy places the organism in Eukaryota, Metazoa, Arthropoda, Arachnida, Araneae, Uloboridae. The coding region runs from base 138 to 2990 and encodes 950 amino acids. The record is from RefSeq and is a predicted model, not a curated record. Gene Ontology annotation, cellular component: GARP complex.
UUCAACUGAAUUACUUUUUCCUCGUACUGUUAAUGUGACUGCAAAAAAUAAUUGUAUUUAUUUCAACUGCUAAAUAUGUCCAUUAUCAAUGGAACUUACAAAAGUAAUGUUUACCACAUUAAAAGUUAGCUAAAACUAUGACAUCAGAGCCCCGAUCGUCUGUUGCAGCAUGGAAACGUUGCAGCUUAUGUGUUGACACUGCAUUUAAGAGCCCACAAGAAUUCCGGCUUCACUUGCGAAAAACUCACUGCAAAAAGGAAGGGGGCUCUUAUGUAUGUUGCUAUGGAAAAAACAAUAUAUGUGGUUCACUGCCAUUAGAAGGGGUUAAUGAUCAGGAUUAUGAGUAUCAUGUUGUCAAACACCACGUAUUGACAUUUACUGUUGAUGAUGACUUAUCUCAGGAAGAAGCAUUUGCAGAAAAUCUCCGACAAAAAUAUGCUCAUAUUUUUACGUCUAGUCAAAUGAACACUCAGCCAAAUGUUGUUGUAGAUGAAUAUCAAUGGACAGUUUUCAACUGUACGCAAAAUUUACCUGCAGUUCUGAAUGAUCCUAGAAAAACUAAGAGAGAGUACAAUCUCUUUACUAAAACCUGGGGUGACAGUUUUGUGGAUGGCAUCAGCUUACCUUAUACAUCUCUACCUGAAAUAACACGUUCUCAUUUUGAAACAUAUAUAAAGCAUAUCCGUAAAGGUAUUAGAAGAAAUGCUACUAAAUCAUCAAAAGAAUCUAAAGCAGAAAAAGUACCGCAAUUAGUAUCUCCAGUUGAAAAAUUAAGCUCAAAAAUUGCAGAUAUUGAGGAAAUACCUUCAAUAUUUUUACAAUCAGAUUUUAACUUAGAAAAUCCUGAAACUUUUAAUGCUGUUAUUCCCUGGUCAGAAUUAUAUGAAAAUUCCAGUCAGAAAAACUCUGUCAAGCUGUUGCAAGAAAAGCUGAGCCAUUGCUUAGAUAUAGCAGAAGUUCACAUAGCGAAACAAAUUUCUAUGCGAUCUGAAGCUUUUUUCCAUGCCAUGACAUCUCAUGACGCUUUGAUGGACCAGCUCACUGACGUCAUUAAAUGUGUUUGUGAUUUGAGAGAAAGAAUACAUGCUAUUGAAGCUGAAUUAGUUACAGGACCAAUGAAAAUAAUGAGACUUAAACGAAGACAGAAAAAUGUAUGCGAAAUACAUGAAAAGUUGAACCUAAUAUCUACUGUACAUCAAACUCAGCCAACAAUUCAAAAACUCUUGAGUACCUCUGAUUUUGCUGGUGCCUUAGAAAUGAUUUAUACUACCCAAGAUGUUUUAGCCCAAGAGUUGAGUGGAGUUCAUAGUUUUAGGCAUCUUGGAUCCCAGCUUGCUGAAAUGGAAAAAGUUAUUGGGAAAAUGAUGCAAACAGAUUUUAUACGUUAUGUUACAGCAGAUUUGAACAGACCUCACACUGAAUGCCUUAUUAUGGAAGAAGAGAGGUUAAUAUCCAUUGUGUUUGGUAUGCUUAGGCAGGCUCAUUUUAGUUUCAUUCAAACGUUUAAAGAAGAGUGUUUAACUACAAUAAAAGCUCUCAUAAAACAGACAGUAAUCGAAGAGAUAUCCAAAACUGAUGAAUGUGACGUAGAAAGCAACACUGGCAACCUCGCCGAACAACUGAGGUCAUUAAAUUUCCCAAAAUGGUUAAGUCUCCUACAGUUAGUUAUGAAAAACCUUCAUUUUCUUCUUCAGCGAAUUCAGGCCUUGUAUGAAGCAAUGGAUGACACAUUAGAAGCAGCUGCUGGGCAUUUUUCUGUCAUAGAAUCUGAAGAUAACUCUCAUCGAAGACACUCACUGCAUUUAAUGGAAAGUGAAAUCAUGAUUUAUGAGCAGGAUUAUGUAAAACUGAAGCAGAAUUUAAAAGAAGCUCUCUGUUCUGUUUGUGAUCAUGCACAUGAUUGUUGUGCGAGAAUCUUCACAGCAAAAGCAAAGGAUAGUAGCUUGGAUAAAUUGACAGUAUCAGAAUUCAUAGAACUUGCCAACUGUGUAGAAAAUUUCCAACAACAAAGUGAAUCUAUAUCUGGCAAACAGAGUACGGCAUUACGCCUUGCACUGCAGAAUCAGGCAAAUCGUUUUGUAUCUCGAUUUCAUGAAGAACGUAAAACAAAAAUUGGGUUAAUUUUAGAAAAUGAACAGUGGAAGCAAGCUGAUGUUCCAAUGGAAUUUCAAGAAUUAGUUAAUAACAUUAUUUCUUCUGGUUGCAUUACCUCGAUAAAAAGUACAAUAGAUACUCUUCAGAAAGAACCACAAACAUACCUAAUAGUGAACAGUGAAAAUUUUGCAGUGUGCGGAACUGCAUUGAUGCUGUUGAAAAUGGUGAUAGAGUACUGCCAGUGUGCUGAAAAGGUUCCCCUGCUUGCUAAUGAUUUGGCAAACCGUCUGGUAGAUUUGUUAAAGGCAUUUAAUUCUAGAACGUGUCAAUUGAUAUUGGGUGCUGGAGCUUUACAAGUGAUUGGUUUGAAAACUAUUACAACAAAGCACUUGGCCCUAACUUCCCGAUGCUUACAUCUCAUUGUGUAUUUCAUUCCAUAUGUAAAAAAUCAUUUCCAAAAUAAAAUUCCUGGAAAACAGCAACUUUUGGACAAACAUUUUGAUCAAGUUGUUAAAACUUAUAGUGAACAUAUUCGUGAAAUUAGCCAUAAACUUGAAUCAAUCAUUUGUGAUAUGCUUGAAGUUCAACUAAAAAAGUGGGAAGUAAAAGCUCCUGUACCUUCACCCUCAUUCAACACAAUUUCAAAACACCUGAACAAUUUUCAUGGAAUGGUUCAUAAUGUACUGCCACCUGAAGAGCUGCACAGCAUUUUUCUGAGGAUUAAUAAUUCUUUUAAAAGCAAACUGCGUAAUCACCUUGCUAGAUUACAAGUGAAUAACGAUGGAGGACCUCAACAUGGGUUGGUCGCCCAAGAACUUACUUUCUAUACACGUAAUUUAAAAAAGCUUCAAGUUCCAUGUGAUUUUAAUAUGAAUGAGCUAUGGCAGCUUAGAUAGUACUAAAAGAAUUGUAUAUUUGAAAAGAAUAUUA